Messenger RNA from Apodemus sylvaticus (European woodmouse), 2590 nucleotides. RefSeq names its product protein tyrosine phosphatase non-receptor type 18 (gene Ptpn18). Lineage: Eukaryota; Metazoa; Chordata; Mammalia; Rodentia; Muridae. Gene Ontology annotation, biological process: peptidyl-tyrosine dephosphorylation. Gene Ontology annotation, molecular function: non-membrane spanning protein tyrosine phosphatase activity. The coding region runs from base 37 to 1398 and encodes 453 amino acids. The transcript is spliced from 15 exons. The record is from RefSeq and is a predicted model, not a curated record. Gene Ontology annotation, cellular component: nucleus; cytoplasm.
GCGCUCUUUGCUGAGCCCUAGCGAGCGGGUCGCAGCAUGAGUCGCCACUCGGACCGGGUGAGGAGCUUCUUGGAGCAGCUGGAAGCCCGGGACCACCGGGAGGGGGCAAUCCUCGCCCGUGAGUUCAGCGACAUUAAGGCCCGCUCUGUGGCCUGGAAGACUGAAGGUGUGUGCUCUACUAAAGCCGGCAGUCGGCAUGGGAACACGGGGAAGAACCGCUACAAAGACGUGGUGCCAUAUGAUGAGACGAGAGUCAUCCUUUCCCUGCUCCAGGAAGAGGGACAUGGAGACUACAUCAAUGCCAACUUCAUCCGGGGCACAGAUGGAAACCAGACCUACAUUGCGACACAAGGACCCCUGCCUCACACUCUGUUGGACUUCUGGCGCCUGGUUUGGGAGUUUGGGGUCAAGGUGAUCCUGAUGGCCUGUCAAGAGACAGAAAAUGGAAGGAGGAAGUGUGAACGCUACUGGGCCCGGGAGCAGGAACCUUUACAGGCCGGGCCUUUCUGCAUCACCCUGACGAAGGAGACAGCGCUGAAUUCGGACAUCACUCUCAGGACCCUCCAGGUUACAUUCCAGAAGGAAUCCCGCUCUGUGCACCAGCUACAGUAUAUAUCCUGGCCCGACCACGGGGUUCCCAGCAGUCCCGAUCACAUUCUCACCAUGGUGGAGGAGGCCCGCAGCCUCCAAGGACUUGGACCCGGACCCCUCUGUGUGCACUGCAGUGCUGGCUGUGGACGCACUGGUGUCCUGUGUGCUGUUGAUUAUGUGAGGCAGUUGCUGCUGACGCAGACAAUCCCUCCCAACUUCAGCCUCUUCGAAGUGGUCCUGGAGAUGCGGAAACAGCGGCCUGCAGCAGUGCAGACAGAGGAGCAGUACAGGUUCCUGUACCACACAGUGGCUCAGCUAUUCUCCAGAACUCUCCAGAACACCAGCUCCCACUACCAGAACCUCAAGGAGAACUGUGCUCCAAUCUGCAAGGAAGCCUUCUCCCUCAGGACCUCCUCAGCCCUGCCUGCUACAUCCCGCCCACCAGGGGGGGUUCUCAGGAGCAUCUCUGUGCCCGCGCCCCCGACCCUUCCCAUGGCCGACACUUACGCUGUGGUGCAGAAGCGUGGCGCUCCGGCGGGCACAGGGCCGGGGACGCGGGCGUCCAACAGCACAGACACCCCGAUCUACAGCCAGGUGGCUCCACGUGUCCAGCGGCCGGUGGCACAGACGGAGAACGCGCAGGGGACAUCGGCACUGAGUCGAGUUCCUGCGGAUCAAAACCAUUCCGGGCCUGAUGCCUAUGAAGAAGUAACGGACGGAGCGCAGACUGGCAGGCUAGGCUUCAACUUGCGCAUCGGAAGGCCCAAAGGGCCACGGGAUCCUCCGGCAGAGUGGACACGGGUGUAACGAGUGCUGGUGCCUGUUACGGCCUGUCACUCAGCGGUGGCUGGACUUCUGGAACCAUUCUGCUGCUGUGCAGUGUCUUAUGGAUGAGCGGGACUUGUGGGCCUGAAUCAAAAUAAAAGUUUCUCAGGGCAGAAAAAAUAGGGGCUUUGCCCCUGUGGUUAUAGCCGUCAAAGCCCGGGACUAGGAGAGGGGUGAGAGAGGUGGUGAAUCUUCUCUGAGAAAAUUUAAGGAGGCACAUCAGGAUUGGGCAUUGUCACCCUCCUCCCCAUGCACCUACCGGAAGUGCCUCCCAGACAGAGUCCUAACUCAGACUGGUGCCUACCUGGAUCGACAUGCUAGAGACACGUCUAGAUAGAUCCUUACAUAAACUUGCAAUGAUCAAGGAAGAUCUCCGCUGGUCAGAGAAGUGGAUCACCCAGUCAGGUAAAUAGUGUGCCAUCCAGAGAGACAGAACUUCAAGUCCUGUCAUUCUUGAGAUGCAAGAAAGUAGAACCUGGGGUUGGUGAGAUGGCUCAGUGGUUAAGAGCACUAGUCAGUUGUGAGUUCAAAUCCCAGCAACCACAUGGUGGUUGGUUCACAACCAUCCGUAAUGAGAAACAACAACAAAAAACAACAACAACAAAAAAACCAAAACAAAAGACCUAGGGGCUGGCCAGAGUGAUAGGGAGUGGAGUGAGGCUGGGUGGAGGGCGGGGCAGAGUAAGAGGGAAAAAGGGAAGGGGGGAAAUGGAAAAAAGAAAAAGAAAACAGAAAAGAAAGUAGUAGAUCCUCUGCCGGGCAGUGGUGGCGCGCGCCUUUAGUCCCAGUACUUGGGAGGCAGAGGCAGGCGGAUUUCUGAGUUCGAGGCCAGCCUGGUUUACAGAGUGAGUUCCAGGACAGCCAGGGCUACACAGAGAAACUCUGUCUUGGAAAAAAAAAAAAAAACACACAAAACAAGCAAGCAAACAAACAAAAAACCAGAAAGUAGAUCCUCAAAUGGAUGCACAAUGCUCUAGACCCCAAUCCUGUCCCCCACCCCCUCCCGCCAUAUGUCACAAGUCGGGGUCUAAGUGGCAGUUGUUCCUCUAGUCAGUCCUGACUAUGCCUUCCGACACAGUGCCUUCUCCACGCCUGUCUUGAAUUUGAUGACGGCUCUUACCCAUGAACUCCCGUAUGUAAGCAAACAUCAUUAAAAGGAUUUUUGUAGAAUUCA